GUCGCCCGGCAGAGCCGAGAGGGUCGAGCGAGGCAUCGCUGCUGCUGCCGCCGGCGGGGCGCGUGGGGCCGGCCCUCCGGUCGCCGUCCUUCCGUCCGAGGGCCGCGCGGGUCCCGUUAUCAUGUCGCUGAGGGCGCGCCUGGCCCGGCUGGCGGGCUGGCUGCAGGAGCCGCAGAAAGUGGCCCGUUUCCAGCGGCUGUGCGGGGUGGAAGCGCCGCGGAGCAGCUCCACGGCGGCCGCCGGCGACGCGAGGGAAGAUGAGGAGAGAGCCGGGGCGCCCCUCGCCGGAGACGCCCGGUGCCGGGCGCGGCCGCCGGGGGCGUCCGGAGGCCCCCAGCCGCCCGGGGGCGACCGCAAUCAGUGCCCGGCCAAGCCGGGCAGCGGCGGCGCCCCCAACGGCGUCCGGAACGGGCUGGCUGCCGAGCUGGGCCCGGCCUCGCCGCGGCGCGCGGGUGCCCCGCGCCGCAACUCGCUGACGGGCGAGGAGGGGGAGCUGGCCGUCGUGAGCAACUGGCCGCUGUACUACCUGUUCUGCUUCGGCACGGAGCUGGGCAAUGAACUCUUUUACAUCAUGUUCUUCCCUUUCUGGAUCUGGAACCUGGACCCCCUGGUGGGCCGCAGGCUCGUGGUCAUCUGGGUGCUGGUCAUGUACCUGGGCCAGUGCACCAAGGACAUCAUCCGCUGGCCGCGGCCCGCCGCGCCGCCCGUGGUCAAGCUGGAGGUCUUCUACAACUCCGAGUACAGCAUGCCCUCCACCCAUGCCAUGUCUGGCACCGCCAUCCCCAUCUCCAUGGUCCUCCUCACCUAUGGCCGCUGGCAGUAUCCCCUUAUAUAUGGACUGAUUCUUAUUCCCUGCUGGUGUUCUCUAGUUUGCCUAAGUAGAAUUUACAUGGGAAUGCACUCCAUUCUGGACAUUAUUGCUGGAUUCCUGUAUACCCUUUUAAUCUUAGCUAUCUUCUAUCCGUUUAUGGACCUGAUUGACAACUUCAACCAAACUCACAAAUAUGCUCCAUUAAUUAUCAUCGGGCUUCAUUUAGCAUUGGGGAUCUUUUCUUUCACUCUUGAUACCUGGAGUACAUCCCGAGGAGACACAGCCGAGAUUCUAGGAAGUGGUGCUGGAAUUGCAUGUGGAUCUCAUGUUGCUUAUAAAGUGGGUUUAGUAUUAGAUCCUUCCCUGGAUAUGUUACCUUUAGCUAGGCCUCCCAUUACUGUGACUCUAUUUGGAAAAGCCAUAUUGCGGAUCUUCAUAGGGAUGGUAUUUGUAUUAUUAGUCAGAUUUGUAAUGAAAAAGAUCACCAUUCCUUUAGCCUGUAAAGUCUUUAAUAUACCAUGUGAUGAUAUUCGAAAAGCAAGACAGCACAUGGAAGUUGAACUUCCUUACCGCUACAUUACCUAUGGAAUGGUCGGUUUCACUAUCAGUUUUUUGGCUCCUUACAUAUUUUUUUUUAUUGGUAUAUCCUGAUGAAGAAAGACUGCUUAUGAUAAGACAGGUGGGAAUCAAUUAAUGAUAUCUAAAAAUAUUUUCUAGUUAAAAGCCGACUCAGAGUUAGGCUUUUGCAGGAAUUUAACUUAAAUAGUUAUUUAAGUAAAUUCAUAAGAGCCAGUGCAUUUUAUCAUUGCACAUCCAGAUAUUGAUUUAAGAUGGCUGAGCUAUUUCAAAUGAUAUGUAUCCAUUUAGAAUGUUCAUGUAAUAUUUGGACAGUUUAUGCUGUUAUGGAUUCAAAUUAUAUAUAAUAUAUAUUGAUAGGUACGUAUGUAUCUAGUAUAUGUUAUAUAUAAGAUAAUAUGCCUAAGUUUUUAAAACUGGGGGUUUAUUAUAAAAUCAAUAAUAAUAUGCAAACAGUUGUUCCCGUGUAUUUGGACUUAAUACAGGCAUAUUGUUAUUAACAGAUAUAUUUAACAUUUACCAUGGGAGCCAUCUCCAGACUACAUAAUUACUAGACCAGAAUUCACAUGCUACCACGUAUUGAUUUACUGCCUCUUUUUACACUGCCAUCAUUUUCCCUGUUACCCAUGGUGUUGAACAUGGGAGGCAUUUUAAUGGACCAAAUGUUCAGAAAAAUAAGUUUUUAGAUUUCUUUUUUGUUCCAGUUCUGUACACUGUGUUGAAUGUACUUUAUUUGCAGUUGUUCUGGACAUCAGUUUAAUAAUUCAGGUACUGAAUUUUAUUGCUUGCUAGUUGUGCCUUUCUGUUGCUGAAUUAAGAGAUGCCAUAUAUACUGUGAUAUAAAAAUAAGAUACUAACUUUAAUAUACAUAUAAUCAGGCAAGUAUUUUAAAAAUAUGUCAAGGUAACAGGGCUAAAAGUAAGCCACUCUUAAUUUUUUAGCCUGCAUUUAGAAAGAAAUGUGGAAUGGGUUAAACUUUCUCACUAAUUUGAUGGGAAACUAGUUAGAUAAAUAUUUCCAUUUUUAAGGUAUUUUCCUGUGCAUUGUAAGUUAUAGGAACGAGAUAUAUUUUUUUGUACAUUGUCUUGAUUGUUUAUGCUGCAGGUAGAUAUUCCAAUGAAUGGAAAUGUCAUGGAAACUUAGGGGACAAUGCACAUGCUUCAUAUGUAAAGAAACCAUUUUUCUAAAUUAUUUGGAAAUUAUUGGAUUUAGCAGUGUUAACUUUAAAUACCCAUUUAUUAGUUACCCAAAGCAAGUUAUAAAAUCUAAAGGUAUUAGUAUUUAGAAUCUAUUAUUUUUUUCCACUUUUUAUUAUUUUCACAGUGGAAAAUUUGGGUAUAGUAUUAAGCUCUUCUUUAUUCUGUCUGUGCCUUUAUAUUUUGAGGUGUAAUUGUAAUUGGGUUAAAUUAAGUUUAUUUGUAGUAAGUUUUUCAUAAAGAAGAGAAUUAACUUUCCAUAUAAAUGAGCAUCAGGUGUGGAAUUACUGACUACAGUGCAAUAUCUAUCUGAUUAUCCAGAAGUAUCACUUGAGAUGUUUCUAUUUUGGGCAGCAUAACUAUUUCAGCUCAUAUUUUUAUAAUUCUGAUUGAGAAUUUAAGGACAUAGUAAUUUUUACCAAUACUGAAUCUGGUAAUUUUUAGUGAAGCCACUAAAUUGCAACUUUUACCUACUAGUUAAUAGGAAGCCAAGAUACUUAGGAACAUAUUGGUACAUUGGAAAAUGUGCAAAAAACUUUUUUUUUAAUGUGUUUAAUGAAUUGAAUUUUAGAGACUUUCCCAUAACUUGGGUCUAUGCUAUCUUAUUAAUUUUUAUAUCUAGCUUAAAGGACACUUGGAAAUAUUUCAUUUCUUUGUCUUUUAUUAUUUUCCAUUCUAUAAUAGUUCCAUGCUAAAAUGUAUUUUAAAAUAAAAGCCAAAUUUGGGAUU
Messenger RNA from Talpa occidentalis (Iberian mole), 3312 nucleotides. RefSeq names its product sphingosine-1-phosphate phosphatase 1 (gene SGPP1). The transcript has 3 exons. The coding region runs from base 122 to 1462 and encodes 446 amino acids. Gene Ontology annotation, cellular component: endoplasmic reticulum membrane. Gene Ontology annotation, biological process: phospholipid dephosphorylation; sphingosine metabolic process. The record is from RefSeq and is a predicted model, not a curated record. Gene Ontology annotation, molecular function: sphingosine-1-phosphate phosphatase activity. NCBI's taxonomy places the organism in Eukaryota, Metazoa, Chordata, Mammalia, Eulipotyphla, Talpidae.